Alexandromys fortis (reed vole) is the source of this 3360-nucleotide messenger RNA. RefSeq names its product small VCP interacting protein (gene Svip). The transcript has 4 exons. Gene Ontology annotation, cellular component: endoplasmic reticulum membrane. Bases 143 to 715 code for a protein of 190 amino acids. The record is from RefSeq and is a predicted model, not a curated record. Lineage: Eukaryota; Metazoa; Chordata; Mammalia; Rodentia; Cricetidae. Gene Ontology annotation, biological process: negative regulation of VCP-NPL4-UFD1 AAA ATPase complex assembly; negative regulation of retrograde protein transport, ER to cytosol; positive regulation of autophagy.
GAUACUGGACCGGAUGAAUGGAGAUUGCCGCCGGGUCAGGUGGAGCUAGUUCGCACUGGAGGCGGGGCUUGCGGUAAGCCUGGAGGGGCGGGGCUUGUUGCUAUGUCGAGUAGGAUAGGGUUUUGCUAUAGGCCGGACAGGGAUGGUGCUAGCAUUUGGGCGGAGCUUUGGGGGGCGCUGGCCUGGGGCGGGGCUUGCCCCUCAGGUGGGGGCGGGUCUCGCCACAGGGCGGGACUUUGCCGCGGGUCAGGUGGGGGCGGGGCUUGUCGUUGGGCGGGGCCAGCCACAGCCCCCCUGCGAAGAUCCCCAGCCGGGCCAGAGGUGCCAGCGUCCCCAUGGGGCUGUGCUUCCCGUGCCCCGCGGAGUCCGCACCGCCAUCCCCGAGCCCGAACUCAAACUUUAUGUGCAUGGAUGUCUGUAUUUCAUGGCUGGCUUCCUAGUGCCUAGAAAAGUUGGUGACAAUCAUUGGGAUGGAUGGAUGAGUGUACUUGGUGUGGAGAAGGAAUGGUUAAAAAUCACACCCAUGAGAAGUCCCAAGAGAAGUAAAGGGCAGAGAAAAAUACCGCAUGGUGCCUGCAUAGGAAGAGAAAAGAGCAAAGCUGGCAGAGGCAGCAGAAAGAAGACAGAAAGAGUGGACGGUGUCAUGAAGCAUCACACACUGCAGGAGUGCUAUGUCACUAACUCCAGCAUCAGCAGUCAGAUGGAUUUCAGCUGAGUGUCUCUUCUUCAGACUGAUGAAGAAUCAGACUCUGUAUCGUUAGAGCCCUUGAGAGCAAUGUGAAAACUAUACUAAAACUAUUGGUAAAAUUUUUGAUUUUCAAGCUUACCAAAUGACCCAUCUUUUCAUUCAAUUCCAAUUUCCCUAUAUUUAUUUUCUCUUCUUCAAGAAGUAACUUUCCGUUUUUGUAGUUAAAAUAUGGAUCCAAAAGAUAUAUCUGUGCAUGCUGUGUUCUUGUCCCACAUAUAUCUUCAGUGUUGAACUUGCUUUCUAAGUAACCUGGCUACUUAGGGCCAUGUGGCACAGCCUUCUGUCUGUUUCUGUUUCAUUGUAUAGGAAGACUUCGGCUUCAACUCCAGACCUAGUGCCUUUAAGCUGAUCAUCAGGGAAAAUCCUAAGGAUGUAUUUUAGAAGGACUUUAGGUGAAGGAAUUCUUUAUUUUUAUAGCCCACUGAGAAAUUAAUAUUUGUAGGCAAAUGUUGACUUUCUGCUCAUGUAUCUUCUGUACUUAUGGCAUAUCAUACUAACUUGAGCUACGUGUCAGGGGUCCACCAGAGUACAGUGGGCUUCUGAUGUGCCCUACCAGAGGCAUGAGGGUGUGUGCAGUGACUGGAUGAGAGCAACUGAGAAGCAGGUUAGUGACAAUAGAUUUGUUCAACUUUCACGAGCAUCUUUAUUCCCCUGCAGUGUGGAAGGGUAGUUGUAAGAUGAACACAGACAGGGCAUUGCCAAUGGAAGCACGACAGAGAAACACAUAAGCUCUGUACUUGCGAAGGUCGCCUUCAUGUGUACAAGGAUCAGGAGACUACGUGGUGUGAUAGUCAGACAAGAGGUCUGCAGACCUCUGCUAACAGUAGACCUGAGGGGUGACAUUGUAGCUUGUCUUCUUUUUACUGCACAGUAAGCGGAGAUGCAAGGAUGCUGCAGCUAUGGGCUGCGAUGCCAAUACCUGAUUCCCUCCCAUAAAACGUAUAGAUUCAGGAAUCUCAGUGAAUUAGGCCAGGUCAAGCCACAAAAGGAAACUGAGCCACCAGCUCGCCUGUCCCUCCCACAAAGUAUUUGACAGUGGGUCGAGCAUGUUCUUUUUAAAGAGUUGACCCUAUAAUAUAGGUCUCAUCAUGGCUGAAGAAUUACUUUUCUAUUGUUCAAAAAUAUUUCAUAUCUAGGUAAGACAUAUGACUGUAUCAGUAUACUUUUCUUCAUUUGUAGAUUAGUGAUAUUUUCCUUCAUCAAGGAUAGUAAAAUCAAUAAAUCAAAUUUUAGAAAUAUUUUAGUGUAUUUUGGUAAUUAACUCUAACAUAGGAAGGCUCACUGGAUGGGGAGAGAAGCAGCGCACACCAUCCUUCAUUAUUGCAAGCCUUCCUCUGGUUAGCACAGGUACCCCAUUCUCUUCACUUCGUCUUUGAGAAUGGAACUUGAGUUGUGCAUAGAGAAGGCUCACUUUCUAGAGGUAGUGCUGCAUUUAUAGCCAACUGGCGUUCUGACCUACUCCUGAGGCACACGCGAUGUACAGGUAUAGUGCUUGCUUGGGAUAAGUGGGAUACACUGCUUUUGCCAACUGUGAGCUGCCUUUGCCUUUCCAAGGCCAUGUGCACGGCUAUGGCCUGCCCAAUAGACAUGAUGUGCUCAGCCUUCCCGAAGGCUAUUUAUGACAUAGGUACUAAAUGGUGAUUUGAGUCUCAUGAAUGUGAUUAAAAAGAUGAAACAGGAUGCUUGAUAAGAAACUAGGAAAUGGUUAUUAAAAAUCAUACAAACGUAAACAUUUUGCUUAGAUUAUGGAUAGUCAUAUAGAGGCGUGAUUCUUAUCAUUUACAGCUUAAAUAACAAAAAUUGUAACAUUGAAUAACAUCCUCCAAACGUUAUGACUAGUAAAACAUAAGAGAAAGCAUCAGAUGCAGAAAGAUAACCAAUGUAUGCAAACUUCAGUAUUAAUUCUAAUUCUGAAACUGAUGUAGCUGUUGUUAAACGAGUUUCAUUUAUCAUUCCAGAAUGCCUCUGUGACACAUGGCAUGUUUUGGGAACAUCCAAUGGUGGCUCUUUUAUCCAGUUGAUGUUAUGAUUAUAUCUGGAAUAUGAUUUAUUAGUUUUCUAAUUAUCAUGAGCUCACAUGUUAUGUAUUCUGCAUUGUCUUUGGGGAUAUGAAUAUACAUCUUUCUAUAUAAAAGUUCCCUCUGGCCAUUUUAAAGUGUCUCUACUCCAUCUUAAAGAAAUUAGGAAUGUCUUUGCAGUUAGGGCCACUUCCAUGUCUCUGGGAUUAAUAAUGGAAAGAGAAGAAACAAUUCUCUGGAGGGGGGAAUGUCUCUUGCUUCAUCUGUGAAGAGGAAAUGUUAUUAUUUUGUUAUUACUUCUGUCUUUUAGGAUAAAAGCAUUGCAAAAAGGCUCUGCAGCAUCCCAGAACCCUGGAAAUUGAUAUGAAAUUUGAAUUUAUCCUUUAUCUAAAAGUUUGACUUAUUUUCACUGAAAAGAAUUAUACUAUAUCCUUGGAAGAUGAAAGUACAUCUUGUCGGGUUUGAAUAAAGUGUAAUUUAACAGAUUUGCAAGAGUUAGGUGGAUGUGAUGUGCCUGCCUCCUGUUUUGAGUGAAAAGGGACAUUUCUUUUUUAAAAUAAUAUUUUUAUUAAUUCCUUGAGAAUUUCACACAAU